AUGCUUGCCAGAUCCGUAUACUAUAUGUGGCGUAUUACUGGCGACCGCCAAUGGCAAGACCGAGGAUGGAGGAUGUUUACUAGCUGGAUGGAAUCCUGUGUCACGGAGUUUGGUUUUGCAAGUUUGAAAGAUGUAAAUCGUUGGCCUCCCGUCUUGUCUGAUCACCAACAGAGCUUUGUUUUGGCAGAGACAUUCAAGUACUACUAUCUUUUGUUCUCGGAGCCAGACCUGAUUUCGUUGGACGAGUAUGUGUUGAAUACUGAAGCACAUCCAUUCCGACUCGAAUCUCCUGGAAAACCCGCCAAGAGAUACUGGUCAAAACCUGACGAAUCUGUGAAUAAGGCUUACGAGCCACCGGGGAUAAAUGAGGGUGAACGAGGAUAUGGGACAUUUAUUCAGCAAUGGGAUAGGGUUGAUUUAGAUAAAAUUAGCGAAAACGAUCUUCAAGUAUACAAUAAAGUCAAGGGGAUUGAUACUGAGGAUAGCUACAUUACAUGA
Molecule: messenger RNA, 498 nt
Organism: Puccinia graminis f. sp. tritici CRL 75-36-700-3
Lineage: Eukaryota; Fungi; Basidiomycota; Pucciniomycetes; Pucciniales; Pucciniaceae
Exons: 3
Coding region: 1-498 (165 amino acids)
Biological process (GO): N-glycan processing; carbohydrate metabolic process
Cellular component (GO): endoplasmic reticulum; Golgi membrane
Molecular function (GO): mannosyl-oligosaccharide 1,2-alpha-mannosidase activity; calcium ion binding
Source: RefSeq, a predicted model, not a curated record